ACUCUGGGUCACCUGGAGAAGGCUGUGGUUCUCGAGCUCACCUUGAAGCAUGUGAAGGCACUCACCAAUCUCAUUGAGCAGCAGCAGCAGAAAAUCAUUGCGUUGCAGAAUGGUUUACAAGCGGGUGACCUGUCAUCAAGAAACCUUGAUUCCAGCCAGGAAAUGUUUCGAUCCGGUUUCCAGAUGUGUGCCAAGGAAAUGCUGCAAUACCUGGCAAAGCAGGAGAACUGCAAGGACCUGAAGUCGUCCCAGCUGGUCAGCCAUCUGCACCGCAUGGCCUCCGAGGUGCUCCAGGGCGGAGCCGGCCGCAAAUCCGUAGACAUCCCUCCUAAAAUGGUGGACUUGAAAGAGAAACCUGGCUCCUUGACCAAAGCAGCGGAGGGACACGGGAAAAACUGCGUGCCUGUGAUCCAGAGGACAUUUGCUCACUCCAGCGGGGAGCAGAGCGGCAGCGACACAGACACGGACAGUGGGUACGGGGGAGAGCUGGAGAAAAGUGACUCCAAAUCCGAACAGCAGUAUUUCAAAAAGGAUACCGAACUCAAGUACGCUGUCCAGGAGAGAAUAAGCUCUAUUAAGCAAGAGACUGAGGACCCGCCGGCCAAAAGGAGCCGGCUGGAGUCACCGGAGGACGAGGGCCCUUUUGGCAGCGACAUGAUGGGCUCUUCCAGCAGCUUCCUGGGCCCCCACGCUCACCAGCCUCCCUUGUGCCUGCCCUUCUAUUUGAUCCCACCAUCCGCAACAGCCUAUCUGCCCAUGCUGGAGAAGUGCUGGUACCCGGCGUCCGUCCCUGUCCUGUACCCCAGCCUGCCAGCCUCGGCCGCGGCACUUACGGGGUUCAUGAACCCCGAUAAAAUCUCCCCACCUCUGCUGAUGCCCCAGAGACUCCCUUCUCCCGUACCAGCCCAUUCCCCUAUCGACUCCUCAGCUCUGCUUCAAGCUUUGAAGCAGAUUCCUCCGUUGAACUUGGAAACCAAAGACUAA
Molecule: messenger RNA, 984 nt
Organism: Tauraco erythrolophus (red-crested turaco)
Lineage: Eukaryota; Metazoa; Chordata; Aves; Musophagiformes; Musophagidae
Source: RefSeq, a predicted model, not a curated record